Labeo rohita (rohu) is the source of this 2092-nucleotide messenger RNA. RefSeq lists its product as uncharacterized. The record is from RefSeq and is a predicted model, not a curated record. The transcript is spliced from 7 exons. Bases 203 to 1750 code for a protein of 515 amino acids. NCBI's taxonomy places the organism in Eukaryota, Metazoa, Chordata, Actinopteri, Cypriniformes, Cyprinidae.
CGUAACGCCCAGAUAUGGAGCUUCACUGGUGAUCGUGCUGCGUGCUUGAUACGUGCCUCCAAGCUUCAGUGUCUUAUAAAGCACUACAUCUGUGGAGUAUUUAGAGGUUUUGUUAACAGUCGCUGUCCAUCGGAUGGGUGAAACUAACAAUGAGUAUUAUUAAUAUCCAUCAAACUUCGAAUUUGCUGGAAUCUAUAGCAACAUGAAGACCAUUUUCAGGCUCUUUGAGAUUGUACUACUAAUUUGUGGUGUGUUUGAUGCUGAUCAAGAUGAAGUGAAGUCAGUGUCAGUGAUGGAGGGAGAUUCUGUCACUCUAAACCCUGAUCCUACUCAAAUACAGGGGUUUAUUCUGAUACUGUGGAGGUUUGAAGAUCCAGUCAUUGCUCAAAUCGAUGGAAAAGAGACCUCCUAUCCCGGUCACACUGAAAUAUUCAGAGACAGACUGCAGCUGGAUCAGACUGGAUCUCUGACCAUCAUGAACAUGAAAAUCAAACACUCUGGACUUUAUAUACUAGACGUCGUCCAAAGAGUUGGGACCUCAAAUAUGAAAUUCACUGUUACUGUUUAUGAGACUCCAUCUGUUAUUGAUGCUGGUGAAGCUGAAAUGAAGUUGAUGUCAGUGAAGGAGGGAGAUCCUGUCAUUCUUCAGACUGUUGUUCGUCAGUUAAACAGAGAUGAGCUUAUAGUUUGGAGGUUUGGAGAUGAAGGAAAACUCAUAGCUAAACGUGAUGUAGAGACCAAGAGCCCACAAUUAUAUGAUGAAACUGAUGAGAGAUUCAGAGACAGACUGAAGCUGGAUCAUCAGACUGGAUCUCUGACCAUCACAAACACCAGAACCACAGACUCUGGACUUUAUAAAGUAAAAAUUAGCAGCAACAAACUGACUGUAUAUGAGAAAUACAUUGUUACCAUCAGUGAUUCAGAUUUGUCUCCAGCUGCUGUAGCAGGGAUUGUUGUUGCUGUUCUGCUGGUGGCUGCAGCAGCUGCUGGUGUGAUUUACUAUCGCCGCAAGAUAGCUGAAAUGCCAAGAAUAGUGUCAGGGAUGGAGGGAGACAGUGUCGAAAUAAACACUGGUGUUACUGAAAUACAGACAGGGGAUGUAAUAGAGUGGCAGUCUGGAAAUGAAGACUAUCCCACAGCUAAAAUCAUCGGAGGGACCGGUGAGAUCACAACAUUUGAUGAUGUUCAUCAUGGGAUAUUCAGAGACAGACUGAAGCUGGACAAGAAGACUGGAUCACUGACUAUCACAAACACUGGAAUUGAACACACUGGACCCUAUAAGUUACUGAUCAACAAGAAAUACAAGAAGAAAUUUAUUGUUUAUAUCAGAGGGAAGUCAGUGACAGUUAAUCAAGAAGAUUCUGUCAUUCUGAAGACUGAUAUUGUAAUACAGACAGAUGAUGAGAUACAGUGGCUGUUUGGAGCUGAAGACACUCAAAUAGCUGAUAUUAAAGUUGAACUUAAUGGAGUGAUCACUAAACAUGAAGAUGCUGAUGAGAAAUUCAAAGACAGACUGAAGCUGAACGAGACGACUGGAUCACUGACCAUCAACAACAUCAGAACUGAUGAUGCUGGACUCUAUAAACUACUGAUCCUUAGCAGAGGAAGGACCUCGUGCAGAAAAAUCUUUGUAUAUGUCAUAGGUUCCACAGAAAAACAAGUGAAGGAGGAUCUGGAUGGAGUAAAUGAGCAGGAGGGCAUCUACAACAACACAUUUUUCAGUUUUAAUGAGCCUCUAGAAUCUGUCUAGUAAAAGUGAGAAAUGAAUCUGUGUGUUGAGCUGUUUUUAAAUGCAUUUAAAAAGCAUUGUUGGUCAAGAAACAUUAAUUUAUUAUAUUAUUGGUAUAUUACAAAACAAAUGUGUAUGUAUGUGUAUAAAUAUUUAAAAUUAUUUAAAUUAAAUAUGUUAUUCAAAGAUAUGUUCUAAAAUUAAUGUUUCUCACCCUCAAAUAUAAUCAGAUCUGAAUGUCAGAUAUGCAACCUGAAUUAUAGUGCCUUUGUAUUCAUGCUAAAGCAGGAAUGUGUUGUUUUAUUAUUUUUGACAAAAGCAUCUGCUUGAUGAAUAAAGAUCUUAGUUUUUUUCAACUGCUUA